This is a messenger RNA of Pisolithus orientalis, 1621 nucleotides long. RefSeq names its product hexose transporter. Lineage: Eukaryota; Fungi; Basidiomycota; Agaricomycetes; Boletales; Pisolithaceae. Gene Ontology annotation, cellular component: membrane. Gene Ontology annotation, molecular function: carbohydrate:proton symporter activity. The record is from RefSeq and is a predicted model, not a curated record. Gene Ontology annotation, biological process: carbohydrate transport; transmembrane transport. The transcript has 9 exons. The coding region runs from base 1 to 1557 and encodes 518 amino acids.
AUGGGCGCAGGUCUUGCAGCUGCCAGUGCCGGUGCCGACCAAGAUACUUCCUUUGCACGUUUCCUCAACCCCAACAGGAAGUGGCACAACAACAAGCGCAUCAUCAUCCUCCAUGCCUGGAUCGCUCUCCUUUUGAUCACCUCUUCAACUAGCGGUUAUGAUGGUAGUAUGAUGAAUGGUCUCCAGUCUCUGCAACAAUGGCAGGAUGACUUUAACCACCCGUCAAUGGGAAGACUGGGUCUUCUCAAUGCCAUCCAGAAUAUUGGCGCAUUGGCAGGUUAUCCUUUCGCCCCUUACCUCUCUGAUGGUAUAGGCCGCCGCAAGACGGUCUUUUUUGGUGCAGCCAUCAUGCUUGUUGCCACAGCGUUGCAAACCGCUUCUCAGUCAGUUGGCAUGUUUAUCGGCGCUCGGUUCGUGAUUGGCUUUGGGUUGACCUUUGCUGCUAAUUCUGCGCCAAUGCUUGUCACCGAACUGGCGUAUCCAGAGUAUCGGGCUCCUCUGACAUCCUUGUUCAAUUCCCUUUGGUACUCCGGCGCAAUUAUUGCAGCUUGGGCUACAUAUGGGACAUUCAGGAUCAACAAUACGUGGGCAUGGCGUCUGCCAUCCUUGUUGCAGGGAGUACCUGCGGCUUUGCAGUUUUCAUUGGUCCUCUUCUGCCCAGAGUCUCCUCGUUGGUUAGUUAGUAAGGGUAGAGAUGCCGAGGCACUCCGUACCUUGGCUUACUACCAUGCCGAUGGUGACGAGCAGGAUCCUCUCGUUCAGCACGAAUUCCAAGAAAUCAAGGCUGCCAUCGAAUUUGAUCGUAACGUUGCUGCCAACGUCGGUUGGAGGUCUCUCAUUGCCACCCGGGGAAAUCUCAAGCGCAUGCGAAUCAUCGUCGCGCUCGCCUUCUUUUCACAGUGGUCUGGAAACGGUAUCAUUUCGUACUACCUGAACGAGGUUUUCACUCAAAUCGGCAUCACGGAUUCGGGCACUCAGUUGCUCAUCAACGGUGUCCUGCAAAUUUGGAAUCUGUUCUGGGCUGUCCUCGCUGCCUUCAUGGUUGAUAGACUCGGGCGUCGAUUCCUUUUCUUGUCCUCUGCCGCUUUGAUGACCUUUUUCUACACCGCGCAAACCAUUUGCUUUGCGGAAUAUACUAAGCAUGGAGUUUCCGCCGCUGGUCAAGCCGUCGUCGGCUUUGUAUUCUUGUUCUUCGCAGCCUAUGACAUUGCAUUUUGUCCCCUCGUUGUUUCAUACACUGUCGAGAUUCUUCCAUUCUCUCUGCGUGCGAAGGGUUUCAAUGUCUUCAAUUUCGUCAUUUCCGUGGCCCUCGUCUUCAACCAAUAUGUCAACCCCAUCGCCCUUGAUGCUCUUGGGUGGAAGUACUACCUCGUUUAUGUUUGUUGGUUGGCAUUUGAGUUCGUGUUCUUGUGGGCCUUCCUAGUGGAAACCAAAAACAGAACAUUGGAGGAGACCGCAGCCAUUUUCGAUGGUGAAAGUGCACUUGAGAAGAUAACACACGGAGAGACAGCCCAAGAAACCCCCGAUAUUUAUGAGAAAUCAGUGCAGAAGGCGUAAAGUGUAUUGCUGCGUACCUCACACCUUCCUUUAAUUAUUUCCUUGUCUCAUGAAUUUUCUUGUG